CUUUUGCCUGCUGUUUAUCUCCUAGCAAAAGGUAACUUCUGCUCUGAUAUUAUCCAAAGUGAAUCAAUAUGAUAUUUUCAAUCAUCAAGCGGUUUUGUAACUUUCUAUGGCAUUUUUUUUUUCUUUAAUUUCUGUUUGAUACUAAACAUUUUAUUUAUGCGUUCAUUAAUCAUCAUUGUUGAUCUUUUCCAAGUCAGGUCGUGUUUGAGAGGAUUAAGAACCUGUUAAGAUGGUGAAGUUCACAGUUGAUCAACUUCGGCGGAUUAUGGACCGCAAACACAACAUCAGGAACAUGUCUGUUAUUGCUCACGUAGAUCAUGGAAAAUCCACACUGACUGAUUCUCUUGUGGCUGCUGCUGGAAUCAUAGCACAAGAGGUUGCAGGAGAUGUGAGGAUGACAGAUACCCGUCAAGAUGAAGCUGAGAGAGGUAUCACUAUCAAGUCCACUGGUAUCUCUCUUUACUAUGAAAUGUCACAGGGUGAUUUGAAGAACUUCAAGGGAGAGCGUGAAGGGAAUGAGUUCCUUAUAAAUCUUAUUGACUCACCUGGGCAUGUGGACUUCUCAUCUGAGGUAACGGCUGCGCUUCGCAUCACCGAUGGAGCACUUGUGGUGGUGGAUUGUGUUGAUGGUGUAUGCGUACAGACAGAAACUGUGCUAAGACAAGCUCUUGGAGAAAGGGUUAAGCCUGUUUUGGCAGUUAACAAGGUGGAUAGAUGCUUCCUCGAGCUCAACCUUGAUCCAGAGGAGGCAUACCUUACAUUUCAGAGGGUUGUUGAGAGUGCAAAUGUUACCAUGGCAACAUAUGAAGAUUCUAUACUUGGUGAUAUUCAAGUAUACCCUGAGAAGGGAACAGUUGCUUUCUGUGCUGGUUUGCAUGGAUGGGGUUUUACCCUCACCAACUUUGCCAAGAUGUAUGCUUCAAAGUUUGGAAUUGACGAGGCAAAGAUGAUGAGUAGGCUUUGGGGUGCAAAUUUCUUUGAUUCUGCCACCAAAAAGUGGACCAACAAACACACCGGAACUGCUACCUGUAAGCGUGGCUUUUCAAUGUUAUGUUAUGAACCGAUCAAACAUAUUAUUGAGCUAUGCAUGAGCGACAAGAGGGAUGAGCUGUGGCCUAAGUUGCAAAAGCUUGGGGUAAACAUGAAGUCAGGGGAAAAAGAUUUGACAGAAAAGGCUUUGAUGAAACGUGUUAUGCAGAGUUGGCUCCCGGCAAGUAGCGCCCUUCUGGAGAUGAUGAUAUAUCACCUUCCUUCUCCUGCCAAUGCUCAGCAGUAUCGCGUUCAGAAUUUGUACAAUGGUCCCCUGGAUGAUCCUUAUGCUUCUGCUAUCAGAAACUGUGACCCUGAAGGACCUCUAAUGCUCUAUGUCUCAAAGAUGAUUCCUGCAUCUGAUAGGGGUAGGUUUUAUGCUUUUGGUCGAGUUUUCUCUGGCAGGGUUUCAACUGGUUUGAAAGUCAGAAUCAUGGGACCAAACUAUGUCCCUGGAGAUAAAAAGGACUUGUAUGUUAAAAGUGUUCAGCGAACUGUAAUUUGGAUGGGAAAGAAACAGGAAACUGUUGAGGAUGUGCCUUGUGGCAACACGGUAGCUAUGGUGGGUUUGGACCAAUUCAUAACCAAAAAUGCUACAUUGACCAAUGAGAAGGAAGUUGAUGCACAUCCCAUUCGGGCUAUGAAGUUUUCUGUGUCACCCGUGGUAAGUGUUGCUGUUACAUGCAGGGUUCCGUCAGAUCUUCCUAAGCUACAAGAAGGUCUAAAACGUUUAGCUAAGUCAGAUCCUAUGGUGGUGUGCACAAUGUCAGAGACAGGAGAGCAUAUAAUAUCAGCUGCUGGUGAGCUUCAUCUAGAAAUCUGCCUGAAGGACUUACAGGUCGAUUUUAUGAAUGGAGCAGAGGUUUCGAUAUCUGAUCCUACUGUCUCUUUUUGCGAGACUGUGUUUGAGAGAUCUUGCCGAACAGUGAUGAGCAAGUCACCAAACAAACACAACCGCCUAUACAUGGAAGCAAGGCCUAUGGAAGAUGGACUAGCAAAGGCUAUUGACGAUGAAAAGAUUGGACCGGGGGUUGACCCAAAAAAUAGGUCUAAAAUAUUGUCAGAAGAGUUUGGUUGGGACAAGGAUCUGGCCAAGAAAAUAUGGUGUUUUGGUCCUGAGGGUAAAGGACCCAACAUGGUGGUGGAUACAUGCAAGGGCGUACAGUACCUCAGUGAAAUCAAAGACUCAGUUGUUGCUGGGUUUGAGUUAGCAUCAAAAGCAGGUCCAAUGGCUGAUGAGAAAAUGCGAGGGGUCUGCUUUGAGAUUUGUGAUGUGGUUCUUCAUACUGAUGCUAUUCACAGAGGAGGCGGCCAGAUCAUUCCAACAGCUAGAAGGGUCUUCUAUGCAGCCACACUAACAGCAAAACCGAGACUUCUCGAGCCUGUGUAUCUGGUGGAGAUACAGGCACCUGAACAGGUCCUUGGCGGUAUAUACAGUGUUCUUAACCAAAAAAGAGGGCAUGUGUUUGAGGAAAUCCGGAGGCCAGGCACCCCACUUUACAAUGUCAAGGCAUAUUUGCCUGUUGUUGAGUCAUUUAAAUUCAACGAAUCACUAAGGGCUCAAACCGGGGGGCAGGCUUUCCCCCAGUUAGUAUUUGACCAUUGGGAUAUGGUGUCAUCUGAUCCACUAGAACCUGGCACUCCUGCUGCUGCUCGUGUUGCAGAGAUAAGAAGGAAGAAAGGCUUGAAGGAACAAAUCACACCUCUCUCCGAGUUCGAGGACAGACUUUGAUGUGUCAAUAAGUUCUCUUAGAUAGAAAUAUACAGUAUAAUUUCUUUUCCAUUUUCCUAGUUUCUGUUCAUAUUUCUCAAUCUUAAUGUUACAUGAUAUUUAUUGUAGUUUUUCAAUUUUAAUGUUGCAUGUUACAUUCCAAAUGGUCAUUCUUUAUCUCUUUCUUUAUUAUCAUAACUUCAUAUUUUAUGUUUCAA
This is a messenger RNA of Vigna radiata var. radiata (mung bean), 2958 nucleotides long. Its product is annotated as elongation factor 2. Gene Ontology annotation, cellular component: ribonucleoprotein complex; cytosol. Lineage: Eukaryota; Viridiplantae; Streptophyta; Magnoliopsida; Fabales; Fabaceae. Gene Ontology annotation, molecular function: translation elongation factor activity; GTPase activity; ribosome binding. Gene Ontology annotation, biological process: translational elongation. The transcript has 3 exons. Bases 230 to 2761 code for a protein of 843 amino acids. The record is from RefSeq and is a predicted model, not a curated record.